UUACCCAGGCAAGAGCAUAGUCUCAGGAGACAAGGCAUCCAGCCCAACACACCAAGCAUUGAGCUAUCAAAAAGACUCUCAUCUGCAGGCCAGGGAGAAAUCAGGUCCCUAAAUCCCCAUCAUCAUGAACUGGCACAUGAUCAUCCCAGGGCUUAUUGUAGUUGUGAUCAAAGCUGUUGGAAUGACUUUGUUUCUGUGGUAUUUCCCACAGGUUUUUGGCAAAAAAAAUGAUGGCUUCAAACCCACAGAGAACUACGGAACUGAUGAUAUGCAGAAUGGCUGUCCCAAAGACUGGUAUUUCCAUCAAGGAAGAUGUUUUUUCUUCUCCUCCUCUGAAUCAUCUUGGAACAACAGCAGGAAUGAUUGUGUAGCAAAAGGAUCCACACUGGCAAUUGUUGACAUACCAGAGAAACUGAAGUAUCUUCAGGACAUAGCUGAUGCUGAGAGGCAUUUUAUUGGCUUAAUACGUCAGCCUGCAGAGAAAAAGUGGCGCUGGAUCAACAACUCUGUGUUCAAUGGCAACAUUGCCAAUCAGAAUCAGAACUUCAACUGCGUCACCAUAGGCCUAACAACGACAUUUGAUGCAGCAUCAUGUGACGUCAGCUACCGCUGGAUCUGCGAGAGGACUUUCAAGUGAUCACAGGUUUUAUAAUGUGAAGCGCAUUAUCAUAUUUACAAGUUUUAAAAAUGAUAUGAUACUGGGGUCUGGAGAGAUGGCUCAGCG
This is a messenger RNA of Nannospalax galili (Upper Galilee mountains blind mole rat), 724 nucleotides long. It is a transcript of the gene Clec5a, whose product is annotated as C-type lectin domain containing 5A. The transcript is spliced from 7 exons. The record is from RefSeq and is a predicted model, not a curated record. Gene Ontology annotation, molecular function: virus receptor activity. Gene Ontology annotation, biological process: innate immune response. The coding region runs from base 125 to 637 and encodes 170 amino acids. NCBI's taxonomy places the organism in Eukaryota, Metazoa, Chordata, Mammalia, Rodentia, Spalacidae.